This is a messenger RNA of Microthlaspi erraticum, 2433 nucleotides long. The record is from the annotation of a GenBank genome assembly. Lineage: Eukaryota; Viridiplantae; Streptophyta; Magnoliopsida; Brassicales; Brassicaceae.
AUGACCAACCAAGCUGAAUUAUCUGAUUCUAAGGGAACGAAGAGGGAUUUUAGCACCGCGAUUCUGGAGCGAAAGAAGGCGGCGAAUCGUUUGGUUGUUGAUGAAGCCAUCAACGAUGAUAACUCCGUCGUCUCUCUUCACCCUGCGACCAUGGAGAAGCUCCAGCUUUUUCGUGGAGACACCGUCUUAAUUAAGGGAAAGAAGAGGAAAGACACUGUGUGUAUUGCUUUAGCUGACGAAACAUGCGACGAGCCAAAGAUCAGGAUGAACAAGGUCGUUAGGUCAAACCUUAGGGUUAGGCUCGGAGACGUAAUCUCUGUCCACACUUGCCCUGACGUCAAAUACGGGAAGCGUGUUCACAUCCUACCCAUAGACGACACCAUAGAAGGAGUCGGCGGAAACAUAUUCGACGCAUACCUUAAACCUUACUUCUUGGAAGCAUACCGUCCCGUGAGGAAAGGCGAUCUCUUCUUGGUGAGAGGAGGUAUGAGAAGCAUUGAGUUCAAGGUCAUCGAGACAGAUCCAGCUGAGUACUGUGUCGUGGCUCCGGACACAGAGAUCUUCUGCGAAGGCGAGCCGGUUAAGAGAGAGGACGAGGAGAGGUUGGACGACGUUGGUUAUGAUGAUGUUGGUGGUGUUAGGAAGCAGAUGGCUCAGAUUAGGGAGCUUGUUGAGCUUCCGUUGAGGCAUCCACAGCUUUUCAAGAACAUUGGUGUGAAGCCACCUAAAGGGAUCUUGCUCUAUGGUCCUCCUGGCUCAGGGAAGACGCUGAUUGCUCGUGCGGUUGCGAACGAGACUGGUGCGUUCUUCUUCUGUAUCAAUGGGCCUGAGAUCAUGUCUAAGAUGGCUGGUGAGAGUGAGAGUAACCUCAGGAAAGCGUUUGAGGAAGCUGAGAAGAAUGCUCCUUCGAUUAUCUUCAUUGAUGAGAUUGAUUCGAUUGCUCCGAAGAGAGAGAAGACGAACGGGGAGGUUGAGAGGAGGAUUGUCUCUCAGCUCUUGACGCUUAUGGACGGGCUUAAAGCUAGAGCUCAUGUGAUUGUCAUGGGAGCUACGAACCGUCCCAACAGCAUUGACGCUGCUUUGAGGAGGUUUGGAAGGUUUGACAGAGAGAUUGACAUUGGCGUUCCUGAUGAGGUUGGUCGUCUUGAGGUUCUCAGGAUCCACACCAAGAACAUGAAGCUCGCUGAGGAUGUUGACUUGGAGAGAGUAUCCAAAGACACUCAUGGCUACGUUGGUGCUGAUCUUGCAGCGUUGUGCACUGAAGCUGCUCUGCAAUGCAUUAGGGAGAAGAUGGACGUGAUUGACCUAGAAGACGAUGAGAUUGAUGCUGAGAUUUUAAACUCUAUGGCUGUGACUAACGAGCAUUUCCAGACAGCUCUUGGUAACAGCAAUCCUUCUGCUCUACGUGAGACGGUUGUUGAGGUGCCUAAUGUGUCUUGGGAGGACAUUGGUGGUCUUGAGAAUGUCAAGAGGGAGCUCCAAGAGACUGUUCAGUAUCCAGUGGAGCAUCCUGAGAAGUUCGAGAAGUUUGGUAUGUCUCCGUCUAAGGGAGUCCUGUUCUACGGCCCUCCUGGUUGUGGAAAGACUCUUUUAGCUAAGGCCAUUGCGAACGAGUGUCAAGCCAACUUCAUUAGCAUCAAAGGUCCUGAGCUCUUAACAAUGUGGUUUGGUGAGAGUGAAGCUAACGUGAGGGAGAUAUUCGACAAGGCGAGACAGUCUGCUCCUUGUGUUCUGUUCUUUGACGAGCUUGACUCCAUCGCCACUCAGAGAGGGAGCAGUGUUGGAGACGCUGGUGGUGCAGCAGACAGAGUGUUGAACCAGCUUCUCACGGAGAUGGAUGGGAUGAAUGCUAAGAAGACUGUCUUCAUCAUCGGUGCAACGAACAGACCGGACAUUAUCGACCCUGCGCUUCUCCGUCCUGGUCGUCUUGACCAGCUCAUCUACAUUCCUCUUCCUGAUGAGGAGUCUCGUUACCAAAUCUUCAAGUCUUGCUUGAGGAAGUCUCCGGUGGCGAAAGAUGUUGACUUGAGGGCUCUUUCCAAGUACACUCAAGGCUUCAGCGGUGCUGACAUCACGGAGAUUUGCCAGCGUUCUUGCAAGUACGCCAUCAGAGAGAACAUCGAGCAGGAUAUUGAGAAGGAGAAGAAGAAGGCAGAGGCGCCUGAAGCAAUGGAAGAGGACGAGGAGGAGAUUGCAGAGAUUAAGGCUGGUCACUUUGAGGAGUCUAUGAAGUACGCUAGGAGAUCAGUGAGUGAUGCUGACAUUCGCAAGUAUCAGGCUUUUGCUCAGACUCUGCAGCAGUCACGUGGGUUUGGUAGCGAGUUUAGGUUUACGGAGGCUACAGGGACAGGAACAGCUUCUGCCACGGCCGGUGUGGCCGACCCGUUUGCUGCUUCCGGAGGAGCUGCCGACGACGAUGAUCUCUAUAGUUAA